Molecule: messenger RNA, 2260 nt
Organism: Anolis carolinensis (green anole)
Lineage: Eukaryota; Metazoa; Chordata; Lepidosauria; Squamata; Anolidae
Gene: pigp
Product: phosphatidylinositol glycan anchor biosynthesis class P
Exons: 5
Coding region: 496-900 (134 amino acids)
Biological process (GO): GPI anchor biosynthetic process
Cellular component (GO): endoplasmic reticulum
Molecular function (GO): phosphatidylinositol N-acetylglucosaminyltransferase activity
Source: RefSeq, a predicted model, not a curated record
CGUUGAGCCUUUGAAAAGAAAUCCCACGUGGAUCCUUUACGAUGAUAGAGGAAAGGUAGCUGCAAAUCGGGGUGCAGCCACACCAGGCACGGGCAAACUUCGGCCCGCCCUCCAGGUGUUUUGGAUUUCGACUCCCACAAUUCCUAACAGCCAGUAGGAAUUCCUCCAAGCAGGAAGCAGCCAAACUUUGAAGCUGCGAGGCUAUUCAAUGCUAAUCGGUGUGACCGAUUGGAACAUUCAUACUUGCUUCAAACAGACAAGAGUUCUUUCUCCUACCCUGGGCAUUCUACAGAUAUAUAAACCCCACAUGCCUAGUUUCCAAUAAACCUCACAUCCUCUGAGGAUGCCUGCCAUAGAUGUGGGUGAAACGUCAGGAGAGAAUGCUUCUGGAACAUGGCCAUACAGCCCGAAAAACUCACAGCAACCCAGUGAUUCCUGCCAUGAAAGCCUUUGACAACACAUUCCAACACAUUCCGAUAAACAGAAGAUACCAACAUGGUUGAAAACUCUCCAGCUCCAUUGCCUGAAAGAGCUAUAUAUGGUUUUGUUCUUUACUUAGGCUCGCAGUUUGUCUUUAUUCUCUACCUUGUGUGGGCCUAUGUACCAGAGUCCUGGCUCUUUUCAUUGGGAUUAACCUACUGGCCUCAAAAGUACUGGGCUGUGGCUGUGCCUGCAUAUCUUUUAGUCAGUACAGGAAUCGGUUAUGUACUUCUCUUUGGUAUUAAUAUGAUCAGCACAGCCCCACUGAAUUCCACACAUACUAUUACAGACCACUAUGCAAAAAAUCAGAAACACAAGGAACCACAAACAGAUGCUAUCCCUGCAUUAAGAGAUAUCCCUAUCAGUGAAGUAAAUAAAAUGUUUUUCCUAACUGACCGAGAAGAUUGUCUUAGAAACUGAUGAAAGGAAAUGCUGUCUGUUUAAUAAGCACAUCCAUUUGGAAAAUAAUUCUCAGUUUUGUAAUUGAAAACAAACAUGAUGCAGUGCCAAAAUGGUUGACUUGAAAGUUUGUAAAAGUAUCUAUGGAGUAAUGGUGCAAUAUUUGAAGCAAUUUUUAAAAGGAUGAAUAUUCUCUUUGAAUAUUAUCUUUCAUUGCAGCUCAUAAUUUGCCCAUGCCGGAACUGGAGACAUCCAGAUAAAAGUUCCCAGUGAGAAAAGUAAAAGAAAUUGGAAACAUCUAAUAGGGCUGAAUGUAGAAGAAGCAAAGUCUCAUUAUGGAUUUCAAAAAUGGGUUUUAUUCCAAAAACAUUCCUGUACAUUUUAUUUAGAAUAUGUUUCAAUGGCCUUCAAAGGCUGGAAAAAAUGGUGACAAACAGCACAUUGUUAUAGACAUAAUUUACAUUGACUUCUUACAAAUUUCACAGGUAAACAUGCGUUAAAUUACCUUACACAUGAAAUUUAAAUCCCCUUCAACCAAAAAAAAUGCACAUGACAUUAAAAGGGAAAUUCAUUUAAUGUUGAAAGUUGGAACUCAUGUUCUUUAGGGCUGGGCUAUAAUAGCAAUGUGGCAUCAGAUCCUUUGCUUUAAACUUCCAACGUGCAUACAUUCUAUGUAUUACUAUUCUGCUGUUAAACUACUAUGAUUAUGAUGCCCUUGAUACACAGAAAGAAAAUCUGCUUUUUUUGAAAACUUCCUGUUGCCAUUAUAUAUUCUGCCUUGUUCUAGAAGAAAGGUGGGUUAUAAAUGGAAAUGAUACAUUGAGAGUGGAAUUAACCUCAUUGAGUUGCUAAUAUGUACUCCUGAAAAUGAAUUUUAAAUGUAUGGAUUGGUGCUAUGAGAUUAAAAAAAUUUCUCUGUGAUGCACUCCUCACACUUAAAUAGCAGUGUAUUCCUUAGAUUCAUAACUGCCAGCCAGAUUGGAUCUUGAGCCCUUUGGCAAUGUACAAUAUAGUGCAUUAAGACUGAGAAAGCAUGGCAGGAAAAAGAUUUGCUGUGCGAGUUCCAAAUUACUUCAAGGUCUCUGCAGGCUAAAGCUCCAACAGGGUAAUUCAUAUUUGUGACUAUGAGCACACAUUAAUGUAUUAAGUAGUUAUUUCGUAUUUAUGCAGGAUUUUAGCAUAAGUUGAAUUCUCUUUGCUUAUCAGGAAUUUAUUUAUUGGGAAUGGAAAUUCAGGUGCUUUAUGGUUUAUGUCAGUACUGCAAAUGUGGUGUCUGUUCCACCUGAACAGAACUGCAAUCUUUGUUUUAUAGUCAUUUUUUGUAAAUAGAGGGUGAAUCAUAUUGAAACAUUAAAUAAAAAUGUUUUCCUGGUUUAGAAGA